AUGAGUUUACUCCUCCGAAAACUCUCUCCGAAGGCUUUGAGCUUUUUAGGCUUGAUGGGAAGUGAGGAAACUUCAAACAUGAGUAAUAAUAAUAAUAACACCAUUAACAACAAUAGUAAUAAUAAUGACAAUUUAAUGAUCAAAACUCUUGCCAUGUGUUAUGGAAAUGUGGAUCAACUGAUGGCCAACACUUUUCAGAAACUAUUAGGAACUUCACAAUCAGCAAUGGCCAAAUUUUCAAAAUUCUUGCCAUUCACUGACAAGUCUUCAAAUACGGAAAAGAUUAUGCAAGAUUGUAUAAUGCACCAGGAUGCACUUUCUGUAGUGGUUAUUGAUGUGGAUUAUUGGCUCUAUUAUUCAUCACUUUCAAAAUAUGUGUUAAAUAGCAACGACAAUAGCAGUAUGGAUAAUCCUGCUCAAUUUACAAUUCCUUAUCAUGGAAUGUUAGCCUUGGGAAUUAAGUUUGGAAAUUAUAUCAUGAGAUGGACUGAGUUUGGAAUUGUUGACAUGAUUGACGUUUCUCAAAUUGAUCCCUCAAUUUUAAGAGCAUCUGUAUUCUGCAGAAAUGUGACACCACGAUCUCAACCAACCAUGUUAAAAGUGAAUGCCUCAAAUUUAAAGAAAAUUGCUACUGUGAUUGUGCAAUAUAAUACUCAAUAUCAAUAUGAUCUUUUUGACAAAUCACCGAUUCAAUUCAUUAGAGAUGUGUGUACAGCGUUGGGUGUUUCUUUCAAGUUGGGAAAUUGUUGUUUUUUACUAAAAGACAUUGAAACACAUUGGAAAAAGUAUCAUGGAUAUGAGAAGAUUGGUCGGCUAGAAAAUCCAUAUCUUGAAAAAGAUCAACUCAUUACCUCUGCUAGUCACAUAUAUUAUUUAGAAAUGGUUACUAAUUUAUUACGUUACAAUAAUAGUUAUUCAUGCGAUUUUCCAUUUGAAUGGGCAAUUAUGAAAUCACUGGAUAGAACAUUCAAAGUUUGUUCAAGUGUUGCACUCAUGGAUCCAACUCUGAGAAAUCAUUAUGUAUCUAGAGAUGACAACCCAUUCAUUUCAUUAGAAAAGUCAUUUGGAAAAUCAGUGUCCAGCUAUCAAUUGGACAACAGUGACUACACCUCUUCAAAUUUGUCAGCACCAUCGCUACCUGACACGGAUUAUACGAUUUGCGUUUUAUCACUUGACGGAGGAGGUACACGAGGAAUUAUUCUUGCCAUAAUUUUAGCAGAGUUAGAAAAGAGAACAGGUAGAAAGUUGAAAGACAUGUUUCAUUUGGUGUGUGGAACCUCAACCGGAGCACUUUGUGCUCGUUCUAUUCAAGCGGGAUUUGACGCAGAGACUAUUCUCUCACUUUAUUUAGAAUUUGCAACAAAAAUCUUCAGCUCGAAACAACUUCUCAAUGAAACUGUGACAAAACUCUACAAAGUAGUGAGCUCGGGCUUCUUUUAUGAAGCCAGUAAAUUGGAGUCAUUAAUUUUAAAUCAAGUUGGACGAACAUCAGAUGGCAAUGACAUUCUCACCCUCAACGAUUUACACACCGUCUCUCCAAAGGCCUUCUUUGUGAGUACUCUCAUUCCCAAAUCGAGUACUCACAACGAAAAAGAUGACUUUAAAGAAGUGACUGAAGUCACUGUCAGUAAAUCUUCAAGUCUUUCCAGUAAUGGCCGUUCUAUGAGCACCGAUAGUCUCUACAGUGCUGUUGUAAAUGAAGACAAUACAGCACUCACAGAAUCUUCAGAAACUCCAUCCAGAGCCACCACAGACGAGGCCAUUAGCUACAUUUUUAGAACCUAUCCUUGCCCUUUCCUAAAAGAUUCUCAUCCCACACGAUACAAAGGAACAUGGAAUGGUAAAAACGUAACAGUUGCCAGUGCAUUGAGAGCCAGUACAGCCGCACCUGUCUAUUUCGAAAAAAAGAAAAUUGGUUCCUGUCACUUUAUCGAUGGUGGAGUGAGCAAUAACAAUCCAACAGAGCUUGCAGUCAGUGAGAUGAAAAAACUUUUUCCCAAUCACAAGAAUUUUUGUAUUGUGAGUUUGGGAACUGGAAAAAUCACGAAAACAAAUUCCAAUAAGGGUGGAUGGUUUUCAUUCUCGUCGUCCUCGAAUAAUAACAAGUCUGACAAUACUGAGCUCAUCUCGUCCAAUGUGAACACCUUGUUGGAUAUUUUUGAAUUAAGCAUGUCGAGUGAAGCCAUUCAUAGAAGAGUGACUGAUUUAAUUUCAGAAACGACCGAUAGAAAUAUUAUGUAUUUCAGAUUGAAUCCCACUCUUGAUCAAGAUAUACCACUCGAUUCAACAGCACCUGAAGCCUUUGAAUUGAUGACCAACAAGACAAGAGAAUAUGUGAGGAGUGAAGAUGCAUUUAACAAUUUAGUGAAAUUUAUGAAAUCCAAGCAGUAA
This is a messenger RNA of Naegleria fowleri, 2391 nucleotides long. RefSeq lists its product as uncharacterized. The record is from RefSeq and is a predicted model, not a curated record. The transcript is spliced from 3 exons. The coding region runs from base 1 to 2391 and encodes 796 amino acids. Lineage: Eukaryota; Heterolobosea; Eutetramitea; Acrasida; Naegleriidae. Gene Ontology annotation, biological process: arachidonate metabolic process. Gene Ontology annotation, cellular component: membrane.